AUGAAAAUAAAAAUAAUUUUAUUAUUACUCUAUCUAUUGUCAUUUGUAGUAGUAUCUAAUGGACAACGGGGGUGGCGUAGACGACUUUGGAGAAGAAGAAAUCGUUUUUGGAGAUAUAGACCAUGGGGGUACGGUGGCCCAUGGGGAUAUGGCGGUCCAUUUGGAUAUGGCAGUCCAUUUGGAUAUGGAGGCCCAUUUGGAUAUGGUGCAUUUCCUGGAUUUUUUGGAUAA
Messenger RNA from Strongyloides ratti, 231 nucleotides. RefSeq lists its product as hypothetical. The record is from RefSeq and is a predicted model, not a curated record. The transcript has a single exon. Lineage: Eukaryota; Metazoa; Nematoda; Chromadorea; Rhabditida; Strongyloididae. The coding region runs from base 1 to 231 and encodes 76 amino acids.